Molecule: messenger RNA, 3249 nt
Organism: Vicia villosa (hairy vetch)
Lineage: Eukaryota; Viridiplantae; Streptophyta; Magnoliopsida; Fabales; Fabaceae
Exons: 2
Coding region: 1-3249 (1082 amino acids)
Source: RefSeq, a predicted model, not a curated record
AUGAUUCACAUGUGCAGUAUGGAACAUUACCAAUUCUAUCGUAGUUGGAUGUAUGAUAGAAUGUUUCCUGGACGACGUGGGCUUAAACCACUUUUUAUGGAAGGAGUUGCCGCGUUUCUCUCGUAUGCGUUUGCUCAAGAAUGUUGUCGCAGGGAAGGAGGGGUAAGGUGUCCGUGUUUAAAGUGUGGUUGCAGAAAUAUUAUUAGUGACCCUAGUGAAGUGAAGCGUCACUUGGAGAGAGUGGGUUUUAGGCCAAAUUACUGGGUUUGGACAUCUAAUGGGGAAACAAUGCAGGAGAUGAAUAGAGAGGCUUCUAGCAGUCAAACACAUAUAGAACCAGAUAUAAAUAGAGUUGAUCCAGGGAGUAGUUCAUCACAUAUGCAGUGCCAGGAGCAAUUUAAUCUCGUCGAGGAGAUGUUCACUGACGCAUUAGGGGUGAAUGUGGCGUAUGAUGAACCACAAGACUUAGAUGGAGAAGAACUCCCGAAUGAGAAAGCUCAAAGGUUUUAUCAGCUGUUGAAAGAAAUAAAUAUACCAUUGUUUGAGGGGUCUUCUGACUCUAAGCUAUCAAUGUGUGUGAGACUUUUGGCUGCGAAAUCAAAUUGGAAUGUUCCUGAUCAGUGUUUAGAAUUCUUUGCGAGAUUGAUGUUGGACGCGACUCCUGUGAAAGAAAACAUGCCUACAAGUUAUUAUGAUGCAAAAAGGGUGGUGUCGAAGUUGGGAUUAGAAGUUAAAAAGAUUGAUUGUUGCAUUAGAGGUUGCAUGUUGUUUUAUGACAACGAGUUUGGUACAAAUGAUGGGGAAUUGGAGGAAUGUAAGUUUUGCGAGAGUCCGAGGUAUUUAGUUAGCAGUAAAGGAGUUGACCAAAGGCAAAAUCGCGUUGCAGCGAAAUCUAUGUUCUAUCUACCAAUAAUACCUAGGUUGCAAAGAAUGUUUGCAUCAAUGCACAGUGCAAGCCAAAUGGCAUGGCACCAUACAAACAGAAUUAGUUCAGGCAUGAUGCGACAUCCAUCUGAUGGCGAGGCAUGGAAACACUUUGAUAGAGUUCAUCCUGAGUUUGCACUUGAACCUAGGAAUGUCCGACUUGGAUUAUGCUCAGAUGGUUUCACUCCUUAUAAUUUUUCAGGAAAUGCAUAUUCUUGUUGGCCAGUUAUUGUUACCCCGUACAAUCUCCCUCCUGAGAUGUGCAUGACGAAACCUUACAUGUUUUUGACAUGCAUCAUUCCGGGACCGUCGAGUCCAAAGGCUGGAAUCGAUGUUUAUUUGCAACCUUUAAUUGAUGAUCUCAAGAGGCUGUGGGUGGGAGCGUGGACUUAUGAUGUGUCUCGUAAACAAAAUUUUAAUAUGCGAGCGGCUUUGAUGUGGACAAUUAAUGACUUUCCUGCAUAUGGCAUGUUGUCUGGAUGGGGUACACAUGGUAAAAUGGGAUGUCCGCAUUGCAUGAAUCACACAAAAGCGUUUACUUUGGACUUUGGUGGGAAAAGUUCGUGGUUUGACUGUCAUCGUAGGUUCUUACCUACCAACCAUGAAUUUAGAAGGAAUAAAGAUGCUUUUAGAAAAGGAAUAAAAGUAAAAGAUCUACCUCCCCCUCGAUUGUCAUCGACUCAAGUAUGGAAUAAUGUUUGUGACCUACCAAAAUUCACAGACUAUGGUGAAGCACGUAGAAUUAAAGGAUAUGGGGUUGACCACAAUUGGACAAAAAGAAGUAUCUUUUGGGACCUCCCUUAUUGGAAGGAUAAUUUAUUGCGUCAUAAUCUUGAUGUUAUGCAUAUUGAGAAGAACUUUUUUGAUAAUGUGCUUAACACGGUGAUGGAUAAUGAGAAGACAAAAGACAAUGAGAAGGCUAGGAAAGACAUGGAACUUUAUUGUAAUCGAAAAGAAUUGGAGUUGAAACCUCGACCAAACGGAAAAUUAUUAAAACCCAAGGCUUGUUACACUCUUACUCCCCAAGAAGCAAAAGCUGUAUGUCGGUGGUUAAAUGAAUUGAGGAUGCCUGAUGGUUAUUCUUCUAACCUGGCAAGAUGUGCUGACGCCAACACUGGGAAAUUGCAUGGAAUGAAAAGUCACGAUUGUCAUAUUUUCAUGGAACGAUUACUUCCAAUUGCAUUCAGUUCACUACCCAAGAAUGUGCUUAAUCCACUUACUGAGAUCAGUCAAUUUUUUAGAGACAUUUGUGCUUCAACUUUAAGAGUAGACGACAUCAUUAAAUUGGACCGAAAUAUUCCUGUCAUUCUUUGCAAGUUGGAGCAAAUAUUCCCGCCAGGUUUCUUUGAUUCUAUGGAGCAUCUCCCUGUGCAUCUUGCUUAUGAAGCUUUUCUAGGUGGACCUGUUCAAUAUAGAUGGAUGUAUCCAUUUGAACGAUUCAUGGGUGAUUCAAAGCGAUCAGUUAAAAAUAAGGCACGAGUUGAGGGAUCAAUUUGUGCACAUUAUAUACAUCGCGAAACAUCACAUUUUUGCUCUCAUUAUUUCAAUCACAUGAUGUUGUCUCCAAGAAUCAUAAGGAACGAAGUUAACUUCAGUGAAAGAAGUCAAUUUACCUUAUCAGUUUUCGGUCGUCCAGGCCGUCCCGCAGGGAAGAAGAGCCCUAGUCAACGUGUAAAUGAAUGGCACACAUAUUUUGUAAACGGUUACAAAUUUCACACUGAGGAAUGGAGUGUAGGGAAGAAAACCGUAAACAGUGGUGUAGUCGUAAAAGGAGUUACAGAGGGUGGUGAGGACGACUUCUAUGGGGUUAUCACACAUAUUUACGAGUUGGUUUAUAAUUAUAUGGACUCGGAAAAUAAAGUUGUCUUAUUUUAUUGUGAUUGGUAUGAUCCAUCUUCUAGAGGAACAAAAAUUGAUAAAAAGUAUAACACUGUUGAGAUUCGAAGAGAUAGAAAGUACAAAGAGUAUGACCCUUUCAUUAUGGCACAUAAUGUUAGGCAAGUUUAUUAUGUACCUUAUCCUUCAAUUACCCCACGGAAACGAGAAUGGUGUGUUGUAAUCAAGUCCAACCCAAUGGGUCACAUUGAGACUGAUGAGUUAAUGGAAGAUGUUGCAUACCAACAUGAUGAGAUUUCACCUGUUAAUGAGGUAAUUGAAACUGAGGAGAUUGUAAGUUUGUGUGAUACUGCAGUUGAGGGUCAACAAAUUGACGCAAGUAUCUUGUUGUCAACAAAUCCUAUGGAAGAAGAGCAUGAAGAGCUAGGAGAGUCUGAAGACAAUAAUAUCAGAUGCGAUGAAGACAACGAAGAUUAUGAUGAUGAAUGA